Cervus elaphus (red deer) is the source of this 1897-nucleotide messenger RNA. It is a transcript of the gene CREB3L4, whose product is annotated as cAMP responsive element binding protein 3 like 4. Gene Ontology annotation, molecular function: DNA-binding transcription factor activity, RNA polymerase II-specific; RNA polymerase II cis-regulatory region sequence-specific DNA binding. Gene Ontology annotation, biological process: regulation of transcription by RNA polymerase II. The record is from RefSeq and is a predicted model, not a curated record. The transcript is spliced from 10 exons. NCBI's taxonomy places the organism in Eukaryota, Metazoa, Chordata, Mammalia, Artiodactyla, Cervidae. The coding region runs from base 442 to 1626 and encodes 394 amino acids. Gene Ontology annotation, cellular component: nucleus.
GCCUCUGUCAGUCUUCGGCAGUCCUAUGGACACCUCUCCUGUUUUCAGCCCCGCCGUAGUCUCCCAUCUAUAAAACUGACGGCUAGAGAACAGGCACCAAGCGUCCUGUGCUCCACUCACAACCGUCUCUAGCCUUCCCUGAGGAGCCAUCAAACCCUCAGGAAGAUCUGCUGUCACUAGGAGAAACUGAGGCAGAAGGGGCCAGGCUGAUGUCUUAAGUCCGGUUUGUGGACGCUCAGCCUCUAAACCCCUGCUCCAGAUACUGCUUCUCUAUCGUGGCUCUUGGCUGGGUACAACCCACUUCUGUAGUGUAAGGCUGGGGGCGGGGUUUGGCUAGGCAGGUCCAGGAUGCGAGAUCCUGGAAGAAAGAAAAGGUGUACUGUUUGGGGCCAUCAACGAGCUAGGCUGGCUUGGCAGGGCUGAGCUCUUCGAAACAGAACCAUGGAUUUCAGAACCCCUGACCUGCUGGACAUGUGCCUGGAACCUCCAGAAGAUGUCUUCUCAACAGGAUCUUUCCUGGAGCUCGGACUCCAUGGUCCACCUUCAGAAGUUCCCGUGACUAGGCUACAGGAACAGGGGCUGCAAGGCUGGGAGUGCAGUGGGGGCCAUGGCUGUGGUCUUCAAGAGAGUGAGCCUGAAGAUUUCCUGAAACUUUUCAUUGACCCCAAUGAAGUCUACUGCUCAGAAGCAUCUCCUGGCAGUGACAGUGGAAUCUCUGAGGAUCCUGGCCAUCCAGACAGUCCCCCUGCCCCCAAGCCACCCAGUUCCCCUGCCCUCUAUGAGGUUGUCUAUGAGACAGGGACCCUGGAGAGGAUGCAGGGGGAAGCCGGGCCAGCUGUAGGGCUCAUCUCCAUCCAACUAGAUCAGUGGAGCCCCCCAUUUAUGGUGCCUGAGACCUGUGUGGUCAGUGAGCUGCCUCCUGAUGCUCACAUCCUGCCCACAGCAGCUACUGUAAACUCCAUGCCUCCUGCAGCCCUGCAGCUGCCCUGUCAAACCUUGUUCCUGACAGAAGAGGAGAAGCGGCUGCUGGGACAGGAAGGCGUUUCCCUACCCUCUCACCUGCCCCUCACCAAGGCAGAGGAGAGGGUUCUCAAGAAGGUCAGAAGGAAAAUCCGUAACAAGCAGUCAGCUCAGGACAGCCGGCGGCGGAAAAAAGAGUACAUUGAUGGCCUAGAGAGCAGGGUGGCUGCCUGUGCUGCACAGAACCAGGAACUACAGAAAAAAGUCCAGGAGCUAGAGAGGCACAACAUCUCCCUGGUGACUCAGCUCCGCCAGCUGCAGAUGCUUAUUGUCCAAACCUCCAACAGAGCUGCCCAGACUAGCACUUGUGUUCUGAUCCUUCUUUUCUCCUUGGCUCUCAUCAUCUUGCCCAGCUUCAGCCCCUUUCAGGGCCUGCCAGAAGCCAGGCCUGAGGAUUACCAGCCUCAUGGAGUGAUUUCCAGAAACAUCCUUACUCACAGGGACAUGACAGAGAAUCCUGAAAACGCAGUGGUAGAGUCCAGACUGGAGGGGCCACCUGGGGCCAAGGGUGCAAACAGCUCGACAAGGACACUGCCCGAGAAGGUGGGAGGGAGGGCAGGCCCCAGCAGGCACAUCAGAACUGUGUUGCAUGCAGAUGAAAUGUGAGCUUAGCACUUCCUGGCUCACUUCCCAAUCACAAUAAGGAAUCCAGGGCUCUGCUACUGCUCUGCUUCCUCCUGCGGUUCCCACUCAGGGCUCUUUGGCCUCAGGGGUCUGAAUCCCAUAAGGAUGCCCUUGAUGUCUGUACCCCAUGGCUUAGUUGGCCUAUGUCACGGGGAAGCUCAAAUACUUUCAUCAUGUAUCUGUGAUUUUAUUUCUUCGAGGACAGGGUUAAAGGGAAACUGAUGUUUUGGCUAAGAAAUAAAGUUUUUUUGGU